This is a messenger RNA of Knipowitschia caucasica, 435 nucleotides long. The record is from the annotation of a GenBank genome assembly. Lineage: Eukaryota; Metazoa; Chordata; Actinopteri; Gobiiformes; Gobiidae.
AUGCCCCGCCCCCGUAGUGUCCCGCCCCCUGAGUGUCCCGCCCCCUCAGUGUCCCGCCCCCUCAGUUUCCCGCCCCCUGAGUGCCCCGCCCCCUCAGUUUCCCGCCCCCUGAGUGUCCCGCCCCCUGAGUGUCCCGCCCCCUCAGUGUCCCGCCCCCUGAGUGUCCCGCCCCCUCAUGUCCCGCCCCCUCAGUGUCCCGCCCCCUCAGUGCCCCGCCCCCUCAGUUUCCCGCCCCCUGAGUGUCCCGCCCCCUCAGUGUCCCGCCCCCUCAGUGUCCCGCCCCCUCAGUGCCCCGCCCCCUCAGUUUCCCGCCCCCUGAGUGUCCCGCCCCCUCAGUGUCCCGCCCCCUCAGUGCCCCGCCCCCUCAGUUUCCCGCCCUCUCUGGCUCCUGUGGGACCUGUGUUCAUUACCCCCCUCGGCCCUCACACCAAAUAG